Molecule: messenger RNA, 585 nt
Organism: Mesorhabditis spiculigera
Lineage: Eukaryota; Metazoa; Nematoda; Chromadorea; Rhabditida; Rhabditidae
Source: the annotation of a GenBank genome assembly
AUGCUUUGUACAACGAUCACCACAGCCGGAAUUUAUUUAAUCUACAGAAAGAUGCACGGCGUUUCCGGCUGUUCCUUUUGCGACAUUGUAACAAACAAGAAGGAUCAGCACUUGGCCACCAGCGAUAAGUGCGUGGUGAUCAAGGAUAAAAGCCCGAAGGCUCCACAUCACUACCUGGUUCUUUCACGCGCUCACAUCAACAAGCCGACCGACCUUACGUAUGCUGAUGUUGACCUCAUCAAAGAGAUGGAAACGGCCGGCCGCGAGGUUUUACGCGUUGAACUGAAAGCGAAAGGUGAAGCUGAUACGGUGGAGGAUAUGUUGCGCAUUGGAUUCCAUUGGCCACCAAUGGUCCGAGUAAACCAUCUCCACAUGCACGUCCUAUAUCCGGUUAAAGAUCUCGGAUUUUUCUCGAAGAUGCUCGUUUUCAAGCCAGGAAAAGUGUUCAAGGAAUCCGGAAAGUUGAUUCAGGAGCUUGAGGAGAAAUCUGGCCGUCGACCAUCGGAUCAAGUUCACGAUGUAGACCCGAACAACCCGGCGAAAAAUGACGUCUACGAGGCUUUGCCCGCCCACGCUAUCGCCAAC